Messenger RNA from Elgaria multicarinata webbii, 1650 nucleotides. RefSeq names its product keratin, type II cytoskeletal cochleal-like. Gene Ontology annotation, biological process: intermediate filament organization; keratinization. Gene Ontology annotation, cellular component: keratin filament. The transcript has 10 exons. Bases 1 to 1650 code for a protein of 549 amino acids. NCBI's taxonomy places the organism in Eukaryota, Metazoa, Chordata, Lepidosauria, Squamata, Anguidae. Gene Ontology annotation, molecular function: structural constituent of skin epidermis. The record is from RefSeq and is a predicted model, not a curated record.
AUGGCCCCAGAUGGACAAGCAUCUCCACUCUUUCGCUUCACUCCUGCUAAAAUGUAUCGCCAAGCCAGUGUAAAGAUGCAGAGGAAGUGCUUCACCAACUCCCCUGCCAUCUGCUCAAGCCGCGCCAACUUCAGUUCAUGCUCCGCAUCUAAGAGUGUGAGCUGUGGUGCUGGCAGCAGUGCUGGUGGCGUAAGGUUUGGUUGUGGCGGUUUUGGCAGCCAAAGCCUCUAUGGUAUUGGUGGAUGUAAGAAGAUCACCACUGGUAGCAGGUGUGGUGGUGGCAUACGUGACAGCAGAGGAUCUGGCUUAGUCUGGUUGCCAUGUGGCCCAUGCUUCCCUGUUUGCCCACCCGGUGGAAUCCAUGAAGUGACAAUCAAUCAGAAUCUCCUGUUACCACUCAACCUGGAGAUUGACCCCAACAUACCGAGAAUCCGCAAAGAAGAGGGGGAGCAGAUCAAGAUGCUCAACAACAAAUUUGCUUGCUUCAUCGAUAAGGUGCGUUUCCUUGAACAACAGAAUAAGGUCCUGGAAACUAAAUGGGCACUGCUUCAGGAACAGUGCCAGAGAACCGUUAGGAAAAAUAUGAAUCAUCUUUUUGAAUGUUAUAUCAGCAAUAUGAGGAGACAGCUGAACAGCCUGGAAGAUAUCAGAGGGAGACAGCUUGGAGAACUGGAAAAAACGCAAAACCUUGUCGAGGACUUCAAGAACAGAUAUGAAGAUGAGUUGAACAAGCGUACAAAUGCAGAGAAUGAGUUUGUAAUAAUCAAGAAGGAUGUUGAUACUGCUUGCAUCAUCAAAACAGAACUACAAGCAAAGGUAGAUUCCCUUUUGGAUGAGAUCAACUUCCUCAAAUGUUUAUAUGAACAGGAAAUACAGCAGUUUCGGGAACAAAUCUCUGACACGUGUGUGAUUCUCUCGAUGGACAACAACCGUAACCUGGACCUGCACUGCAUCAUUGCUGAAGUCAAAGCCCGAUUUGAAGAGAUUGCAAAUAGGAGCAGGAUGGAGAUUGAGUGCUGGUACCAAUGCAAGUUAGAAGAACUCCGGAGGGCUGCUGGAAAACACGGGGAUCAACUUUGCAACACAAAGCAGGAAAUUUCAGAAAUCAGACGAUGCAUCAAUAAACUGCGGUCUGAAAUUGAAAACGUGAAAAAGCAGUGUGCCAAUCUGCAAGCAAAAAUGGCUGAUGCAGAAGAUCGUGGUGAGCUGCUUCUCAAGGAUGCAAGGCAGAAACUGGCUGAACUUGAUGAUGCUCUUCAUAGAGCCAAACAAGAUAUGGCCCAGCAGCUCAGAGACUACCAUGAACUGAUGAAUGUCAAGCUAGGCCUAGAUAUUGAGAUUGCCACAUACCGGAAGUUGCUGGAAGGAGAGGAGUGCAGGCUGGGUAGUGAUGCAGUGAAUGUCUCCGUUGUCUCUUCAAAUGUUUCACGUGGCGGCAUUGGCAUAUGCGGCGCUGUCUGCGGAGGUGGAAGCAGCAUCUUCCCGGGCAGAGGUAGCAUUCCCGCUCUCGGAGGAGGAUGUGCAGCCCUUGACCGUGAUCCUUGUGUUGGAGGAAGCAAAAGAGAGGUUGGAGGAAGAGUGAGCAUUGCAGGUAGCAGCUGCUCUAGUGUCGAUUUUGUUUGCUCUUCUCAAAAACACUACAAAUGCUAA